Messenger RNA from Cadophora gregata, 3022 nucleotides. RefSeq lists its product as uncharacterized. Gene Ontology annotation, molecular function: clathrin binding. Gene Ontology annotation, cellular component: membrane coat. Gene Ontology annotation, biological process: intracellular protein transport; vesicle-mediated transport. Bases 512 to 2677 code for a protein of 721 amino acids. Lineage: Eukaryota; Fungi; Ascomycota; Leotiomycetes; Helotiales; Ploettnerulaceae. The record is from RefSeq and is a predicted model, not a curated record. The transcript is spliced from 4 exons.
CCUGGACUCAUGGAGCACCGUCUACAACGCUGCGGACUUCUGUGCUGGAGGUGAUCCAUCAAAUCUAUUUGGCGCAGUGCAUGUGACGGCUUCUGCGUCUUGUCCUAUUCCAAGAGUCGAUUCCCGUUGGUCGACGGUGGAGGGGUAGCAGCAGCACCUUAUCCCCGACAGCAGAGUACCAAUAUUGACUAUCUGCCACACCUAUCUGCGACGGCAAGCGUGAGGAGGCGUCCUCCCUCUUCUCAUCAUGAGUUCAGGCGGCGGAGAUGCGAAGCUCUUUGCUCGAGUACGUACUGUCCUAUAACAUCCGUCUGUCUCUGUCCCUUGCGCUGCUAUUAUUCUUUUCACCACAGACUAUACCCCGUUCUAUUGUCCUUGUACUGUACUGCAACGCGCACAUUGUGCCACCACAUUCCAAUUACCUAUCAUGCUUUGACGGCGCCAACAUCCCACCUCGAGUGAUUGAUCUACCCCAUAUCAGCUCACACGACGGUCUCCCUCCCCUGCCCUCAUGGCAAUGUUCCUCCCUCACUACAUCCCUCCCAUGGGCUAUGGAAUUGGUGGCUCACCAUACUUGCGUUCUGCACAGGGCAAAGUCGCCGAAUUACGAUUGGAGUUGAAUAGCGGGGGAAAGAAGGACAAGAACCAUGCGGCAAAGAAGAUCGCCCUCAAGAAGAUCGUGGCCAAUAUGACCAUGAGCAACAACGACAUGGUGGCUUUGUUUCCAGAUAUUGUGGGGUGUAUGCAAAUACCGAGUUUGGAAAUCAAGAAGAUGUGCUUCUUAUUUCUUGUGAACUAUGCUCGCAUGAAGCCAGAAGUUGCGCUGAAAGCCCUCCCUACAUUACAAGAGGACAUGAACGAUUCGAAUCCUCUGGUCAGAGCUUUGGCAUUACGAACCAUGUCAUAUAUCCACGUUCGCGAAUUUGUCGAAGCCACCGUUCCUCCAACUAAACUCCUCCUACGAGAUGCAGACCCAUAUGUGCGGAAAACAGCAGCUUUCUGCGUCGCGAAAUUAUAUGAUCACGACCGACAUUUAGUGGAAGCAUCAGAUCUUAUUGAUCGGCUGAAUUCGAUGUUGAGAGACGAUAAUCCGACGGUUGUGGCGAGUGCUCUGGCGAGCUUGAUGGAUAUUUGGGAAAGAAGCGACGCGAUCAAAUUGACAAUCGAUUAUGGGAAUGCUUCGAAAAUGGUGCAGAUCUUGCCGGAUUGUUCAGAGUGGGGGCAAACAUAUAUCCUGGAAGCUUUGAUGUCCUAUGUCCCUCAAGAGUCUUCCGAGGCCCUGUUACUAGCCGAGCGAAUAUCCCCACGACUGUCACAUUCGAAUUCUGCGGUAGUGCUUACUUGCAUACGAGUAAUUCUCUAUCUCAUGAAUUACAUUGCGGAUCAAAAGCAGAUCUCCAUACUGUGCCGCAAGCUCUCGCCUCCUCUGGUAACGCUGCUUGCAAAGGGGCCAGAAGUGCAGUAUCUUGCGCUAAGAAAUGCACUACUAAUCUUGCAGCGACGACCAGAAGUGCUGAGGAAUGAUAUUCGAGUAUUUUUCUGCAAGUACAACGACCCCAUUUAUGUCAAGGUUACCAAGCUUGAAUUGAUAUUCAUGCUGGCAAGCGAGAAGAACAUCGAAGAAGUGUUGACCGAGUUGAGAGAAUACGCGACAGAGAUUGAUGUUCAUUUCGUCCGGAAAUCUGUACGAGCUAUUGGGAAACUGGCCAUCAAGAUUGAGCCUGCUGCGAGGAGGUGUAUUAACACUUUAUUGGAACUCGUGGCAACAAAGGUUACGUACAUUGUCCAAGAAGCGACAGUCGUGAUCAGGAACAUUUUCCGAAAAUAUCCCAAUCAAUACGAGUCGAUCAUUUCAACGUUAUGCGAGAACCUUGAUUCUCUGGAUGAGCCAGAAGCCAAGGCGGCUAUGAUUUGGGUUAUCGGACAGUACGCAUCGCGAAUUGAGAAUUCGGAUGUUCUCCUUGAGGAUUUCCUGUAUUCAUUUGCAGAUGAGCCCGUUGAGGUCCAGCUUGCACUCCUCACGGCUACAGUCAAACUCUUCAUACAACGGCCAACAAAAGGCCAAGAUCUCGUUCCGAAAGUGCUGAAGUGGGCGACGGAAGAUACAGACAAUCCAGAUUUGAGAGACAGAGGUUACAUGUACUGGCGUCUUCUUUCAUCAGAUAUGGCUACUGCAAAAUCCAUCGUGAUGGGCGAGAAGCCACCGAUCACGGCCGAAUCUGAGAAACUGGAUCCGGCCACACUGGAAGAGAUGUGCUUGAAUGUUGGCACCCUAGCAACAGUGUACCUCAAGCCCGUUCAGCAAGUUUUCCGCUCUGCUCGACCACGAAGACUGCAAGACAGUCCAGCUCUCCAGAAACACAUGCUCCCUACUGCCAAUGGUCUCGAUGGGCAAAAGUCUCUCUCCACAUUUGGCAUGGGGGGCCAACCAACAGUUCGGCCACCCCAGAAUGGGGACCUUGCAGCGGCUGUCGAUGCAGCAGAUGAAUUCUUCGCUGGUGUCGGCAGUCACCAAAUGGCUGCCAUGAACAUCAAUGGUAGCAACGACGAUGGGUUCGGAGGCAGUCCAGUCGUAGGGAGAGGAGAGAUGCAGUAUGUGGUUAAUCAGAGUGCGCCUGAGCAGGUCUACCAACCUACAAUGGGACGUGGCUCCAACGGAGAUCUUCUUAUGCUGUAAGCAUGCCUCUAAAGGCUAGGGUAAUGAAGGGCAUCUAUCGGCUGAGGUGUCUGGGUGGGAAUUCAAAAUAUGUUUGUCUAAGCGAAUUGCUUGAUGUUGAUGUUCGUUGAUGCAUGGGAGGUGUUUCCAUAUGCAUAGAUCGCGGAUAGGAGCUGCGACGUCGAUAGUUUGAAGAUGUCAAAUGUAUAUUGUUGUAAUGCGAGUAUUGAAAACAAGUGUUUGAAUUCUAUUUUCACUGUCUUGUCGAUCUAAGCAUGUCUUGGAAAGUGCCUGGCAUUUUUAAAUUCCGAUGGAAGUUUCUUCACAAUCCUUCAAAUUUGUAACAUAAUCUACACGCAGAAACCU